Osmia lignaria (orchard mason bee) is the source of this 924-nucleotide messenger RNA. RefSeq names its product low molecular weight phosphotyrosine protein phosphatase. NCBI's taxonomy places the organism in Eukaryota, Metazoa, Arthropoda, Insecta, Hymenoptera, Megachilidae. The record is from RefSeq and is a predicted model, not a curated record. Gene Ontology annotation, biological process: protein dephosphorylation. Gene Ontology annotation, cellular component: cytoplasm. Gene Ontology annotation, molecular function: non-membrane spanning protein tyrosine phosphatase activity; acid phosphatase activity.
UUUUAUGGCGGUUCAUAUGAAAUAAAGUCGUCAGCAAAAUUUUUCCUGCGGAUCUCUCUGCCGUAUGUGGCCGAUGAUGAGAAGUUAAGGAUGAUCAAUACAAUAAAAAUCAAUAGACUUGCAUAGGAUAUAAUGCGAAAACAACAGGGAGUUCAAUAUAGUUCUUCAAAUGGUAUGAUGCAAAAAUGCAUUGUACUUACACUCCUCUGUAAUAUUGAGCUAAAAUAAUGUGAUAUUUAUUUUGUAAAAAUAAAUGUGAGCAUAAAAGAUAUGCAUAUAUUUUGUUGCACAAGGUUUUUUACAUAACCUUAAAACGAUGCUGUAAAUAAACAUAAUUGUUGAUUAUUUUGAAAGUAAUAAACCGCAGCAUGUCUCAAAAAAAAAGAGUAUUAAUGGUAUGUUUAGGAAAUAGCUGUCGUUCUCCUAUAGCAGAAGCAUUAUUUGAUGAUUUUAUAAAAAAACUAAAUCUUCUCGAUUUUUGGGAAGUGGAUAGUGCUGCUCUUUUACAAUAUCAUGUAGGUAAUGAUCCAGAACCUAGAGCUGUGUCUGUACUUAAAAAUAGAGGUAUUACACAAUAUUCUCACAAAGCAAAACAGAUUACAAAAGAAGACUUUUAUAAAUUUGAUUGGAUACUGGCAAUGGAUAGUGGAAUUGCUUAUGAUCUAUGUCAGAUGCAACCAGAAGACAGUCAAGCUAAAAUUGAACUCCUGGGAAAGUACGAUCCGAAUGGAGAAUUAAAUAUACGAGACCCGUUAUUUGAUGAUGAUAGUGCCGGCUUUGAAAAAGCAUUUGAACAAGCUACAAGAAGCAUAAAAUCAUUUCUAAAACAACGUACAAGCAUUACCCGUGAUUAAUUAGCAUAUUAUAAAUUGAAUGUUAUUUAUAAAUUAUUAUAAAUAAUAAAUAAAUGUAAAGUAUGUAAAU